UGCCACUUAUGGUUCUUAUGGUGAAAUAAACAUAUUUGCUCCGGGAACUUACAUUCAGAUUGAAAUGGCACAACAUUUGCUCCGGCGGCCGGUCCGGGGUCUCCAGGCCUCCACAUCGUUGCAAUGCCCCGCCCAAACUAUUCGUAUACAUAGGCCAUGCAUAAUUGGGAAGCUUCGGACGCUUCCUGUUCUUUGCCCGUCAAAAUUGGCACUACCGGUGUACCAGCCGCGACAUGCUAGGGUCGUUCCGAACGUCGCUUACGAGGAGGAUGCAGACACGACUGUUGACGAAGAAUUUACGGAUCCAUUGGGGCGAAAACGUUCACGGCUCGAGAUAGACACGUCGCCAGAAGUCAUCGAGGGCCAAGAUGCGGUUGAGCUGCCCAUGCCGUGCGAGUACCAGCAGACGCUGUGGUCAUCCUUCUGCCUCGGCGGCAUUGGCCUCCACUCCGGCGAAUACGCCGUGGUGCGGGUGCGCCCCGCCUUCGCCGGCGAGGGCCGCUACUUCGUGCGGGUGGAGGACGGCACCAACGCGCACCUCGCCAACGCCGCCAUCAGCCUGGACCCGCCGCUGGACGGCACCAGCGACCUCUCGCCGGAGGAGCAGGCCGAGCAGGCCGACCCCGAGUACCGGCAGGAGCUGGUGAUGCGGUACAUGGAGUUCGUGGAUGCGCAGGAGACGGAGCGCUUCCCGGGCAGCUUCCUGGACUACCUGGAGCGACAGAGCUGCACCGACAUUGUGGAGCGUCUCAAGACCGAGGGUCCCCCCCGCUUCCAGUUCUCCGCCCCCGAGGCGCCCGCCCCCCGCCGCGACGAGGAGGAGGGCCCCCUGCUGGCCCUUGCAGCCAACCUGUACGACCCCAACCCCGUCACCACCUCCCUCGCCAACGACUACUUCCAGGUGUUUGGUGCGGAGACGCUGCUGUCGGCGCUGGAGGCGUGCGGAGUGGAUAACGCCAGGAUUGAGAUCGAGGGCGGCGCGGAGGUUCCCAUCCUGGACGGCUCCGCGGAGGGCUGGGUGGCGCACAUCGUGGUGGCGGGGCUGAGGUACGCGCCCUCACGGCCCGACCUGCAGGUCCCCGGCCCCGUGAAGAGCUCCCGGCAAGCUGACGCGGAGGCGGGAGAGGG
Astrephomene gubernaculifera is the source of this 1128-nucleotide messenger RNA. The record is from the annotation of a GenBank genome assembly. NCBI's taxonomy places the organism in Eukaryota, Viridiplantae, Chlorophyta, Chlorophyceae, Chlamydomonadales, Astrephomenaceae.